GUAGUGAUAGCUACUGGAAGAUCAAGAAGCAGGGCUGACUGUUGCCAUUCACGUUCGUUCGCGCUACAGAUUAGAAAACUCCCCGUCCAGAAUGGAUACCAUCGUGCGCCGCUGUCCCUUUCUUGCCCGUGUUUCCCAGACUUUUCUGCAGAAAGCGGGCAAAUCUUUAGUCACCUAUGCUCAGAACUGCCCCGUGAUGAUGGGCACCAAGCCUUCGUCAUGUGCUCAGCUGAGCACCUCGGCUGUUCAUCAGCAAGAGACAAAGGAGACGUCUGAUUCCAAGAGACCACUCAACGGGACCGAGGCUCAGGGAGGCGUUACUGGAUCCCAAGUGCCAGCGGAUCACCCAGACGUGGCUAGUGGGCAGAGUGCAUCAAAAUGCCCUUUUCUGGCGGCCCAGAUGACUCAAGAAUACAGCGGCGUCAUACGCAAGGCCAGCGCUGAAACGCAGGAGGAUGUAAAGAAGAUGCAAACCAUGAGAAAAGAUUUGCAUGGGCUGCUCACCAAAGAUUCUGGAGCAGCAAAAACUACCCUGGAGAAAUUGCAAGAGAGCAUGCUUCAUCAGAGACCUGCUGUAGUUUCCCACCUUCUCCAAGAUAAUAUGCCCAAGGCUGUACAGACUUUCAAGUACGACACGUUUUUCGAAAAGAAAAUCGAAGAGAAGAAAAACGACCAUACAUACAGAGUCUUCAAAACUGUCAACCGGCGCGCGGAAGUGUUCCCCAUGGCCGACGAUUAUUCAGACACUUUAAUAAGCAAGAAAACCGUCUCAGUCUGGUGCAGCAAUGAUUACCUGGGAAUGAGUCGCCAUCCAAAGGUGGCGGGAGCAGUGAUGGAAACCCUAAAACAGCACGGGGCGGGGGCUGGCGGCACCAGGAAUAUCUCUGGAACCAGUAAAUUUCAUGUUGAUUUAGAGCAUGAGCUGGCAGACCUUCAUGGCAAAGAUGCCGCCUUAUUGUUUUCUUCCUGCUUUGUAGCCAAUGACGCCACACUUUUCACUCUGGCCAAAAUGUUGCCUGGAUGUGAGAUCUACUCUGACGCUGGUAACCACGCCUCCAUGAUCCAAGGCAUCCGAAACAGCCGAGUGCCCAAAUAUGUAUUCCGUCACAACGAUGUCGGCCAUCUUCGUGAGCUCCUCAAGAACUCUGACCCGUCCACCCCUAAGAUUGUGGCUUUUGAAACUGUCCAUUCCAUGGAUGGCGCUGUCUGUCCUUUGGAGGAAAUGUGCGAUGUGGCUCAUGAAUACGGAGCCAUAACGUUUGUUGAUGAAGUGCAUGCUGUGGGAUUGUAUGGAGCUCGGGGAGGAGGUAUUGGAGAUCGGGAUGGAGUAAUGAACAAAAUGGACAUUGUCUCAGGAACACUCGGCAAAGCAUUUGGCUGUGUUGGCGGAUACAUCGCUAGUACAAGUGCCCUGAUAGACACUGUUCGAUCCUACGCUGCCGGCUUUAUUUUCACCACCUCUUUACCCCCCAUGCUUCUAUCUGGAGCAAUAGCAUCCGUGAAAGUCCUGAAGAGUGAAGAAGGUCAAGCUCUCCGUCGCCAGCACCAGCGGAAUGUUAAGCUCAUGAGACAAAUGCUGAUGGACUCGGGGCUCCCAGUGGUCCAUUGUCCCAGUCAUAUUAUCCCCAUCAGGGUUUCUAAUGCUGCUAAAAAUACUGAGAUUUGCGAUAAAUUGAUGAGAGAUUAUAACAUCUACGUGCAAGCUAUUAACUACCCCACUGUUCCACGCGGAGAGGAACUUCUGAGGAUUGCACCCACACCGCACCACAAUCCUCAGAUGAUGAGUUAUUUCUUGGACAAGCUGCUGAUCACCUGGAAGAGUGCGAAUCUGGAGCUGAAACCCCAUUCUACGGCCGAGUGUAACUUCUGCAGGCAGCCUUUGCACUUUGAGGUGAUGAGCGAACGAGAGAAAUCCUAUUUCACCGGCUUGAGUAAACUGAUAUCCGCAAGAGCUUGACACUUCACCCGUCCUUAUAACGAAAGAAAUUCUACAUUUAUAUAGAGAUAGAGAUGUAAUAAUGUAUUGUGCCCAAACAAGUAUACACUUUUAUGUCACACUGGAUAUCUUGUCCAAUAACUGUAAUUGUGUUUUACAUUAUAAAUAUUGUAUUAGAGGGAAAUUAUCUUUGGUUAAUGAAUUAAAAAGAUUUGUCUUGCAAACCA
Molecule: messenger RNA, 2163 nt
Organism: Xenopus laevis (African clawed frog)
Lineage: Eukaryota; Metazoa; Chordata; Amphibia; Anura; Pipidae
Gene: alas1.L
Biological process (GO): tetrapyrrole biosynthetic process; porphyrin-containing compound metabolic process; heme biosynthetic process
Cellular component (GO): mitochondrial inner membrane; mitochondrion; mitochondrial matrix
Molecular function (GO): pyridoxal phosphate binding; 5-aminolevulinate synthase activity; transferase activity
Source: RefSeq, marked predicted